AUGGCACGGUACAGUCAAAAGAACCAUACGAUAGCCGUUCCUUAUGUGGAUCCAUUCGAAGCGUUGGGCAUUCACAUUCCCAUAUGUUCGAGUGAUGUUCCGCAUGAAGACAACCCUAAUCUAUGUUAUUGUAACCGACCACGUACCUUUCAUUCGGAGAAUCCUCGCACGAAUCAAAAAGACUGGAAUAUUGAUAUUCAUACAAAGUCGAGUGUGAGGAACGAAAAUGGAAUAUUAAAGUGGGGAGCAAAAUUUGUCCGAUGCGAUAUACGUACAAAUCCAUCGGACUUGAUAAAAAUUCUCCGUAUUUGGGAUAUCAAGGAGCCAGAUGCUUGGCUAAUAACAAGUGGUUUCAAUGUCGGUAUUGUGCAACUCGUAGGUAGAGCUAUUCGUAAAAUUCCAGCAGUAACAAUUGUUGUUGAAGGAGGGAUUGAUACAAUAACAAACAUGUACUACGAUCUAAAAAACGAUAUUCCAGUUGUAAUCAUUGAUGGUAGUGGGCGAGCUGCUAAUUUUUUCUCACGAUGGAUAUCACAUACAGAAGGCAUCAUUAGUAAAGCAAAAGCGGAUGAAUGGAAAAUAAUAGUAGAUAUUGAUGAGAUAGAUGUAUAUGGAAAAGGAGUGGAAAAAACAAACGGUACAACAACUCUUCUACUAGAUCUCAGUCAACAAAGAUUGAAAGCAUUAUUCAAAAACCAUCAAACACAAAUUGAAGAAAAUCUUCGUGAAAUAUUACAUCGUGAAGCUGAAGAUGCAGAUGUCUCAUUGAAAAAAAAUUUUGAACAAAAAGUACAACAAGCUAUUUUACGAGUAAUGUAUUGUCUUCAACCAGCAAUUCGAAACAGAAUCACAAUAUUCAAUCUUAAUGACAAUAGCGAUUUAUCAGACACCAUAUUUAGAAGUAUUUUUGAAUCUCGUCAACGACUACUGGAGAAGCUAGAAACUCAGCAGUUAAAAAAACAACAGAAACAAUUGGGAAAACAUCAGAACCUAAAUGAAUCGGAACGAAAUCGAGAUCUAUCCAAAACAAAGGCCAAGAAUAAAUCGGAGCAAGAUGUACAGAAACAACAAUUAUUAGCAUUGGCUCUCGAUUGGAAUUGUAUCGAGGUAGCCAAAGAAUUGAUUAUUCAACAAUCUCUAAGCAACAUACCCGAUAAAAAAUUUAUUCUGUUGAAAGCAUUAACAGCAAAUUUAUUCAACUUUGUACAUUUUUUUAUAAAAAUUGAAAUGCGAAUAGAUGAAGUGUUGUAUCCAAACUUUUAUAAAAAAGAUGGCAUUAUUUAUGAUACAUUGAUUGAGAAACUCUACACAACGGAAAUAAUAAAUGGGAAUAAUUGUUUGCUUUCAAAUAUAUUGAUACAAGAAGAUUUGACCAAGCAGAAAGUGCUAAAAUCUCCUGAAGAGUUAAAUCGAGUUUUAGAAAUAUUAGUUGGUGAUUACAUGAAACCGUUGUAUUAUGAAACGUAUGACGAAGAAAAACGUGAACGUCGUCCAUAUCUGAGUAAAAAGAAGAAUUUGGUAGAAAUUGAAGGACAAACAACUACCUCGUCAACUAAAAAUGAAAGUGAACGUAAACUUGUUCAAGAUUAUGUAUUUCGUGACUUAUUUCUAUGGGCGAUUUUAGUAAACUACAUCGAUAUGGCAAAAAUAUUACUCUCACACAUGAAGUACCGAAUAUGUUCAGCUCUACUAGCAACAAAAAUAUUAAAAGCGUAUCGUGACCGUAUUGCCACACACCGCGACGUAAAAGAAAAAUUAACCGAGCAAAUCGAUUAUUUUGAAACAUUUGCUAUUGAUUGCCUAGAAUUAUGUCACAUAAAUAAGCCGGGGACAUCAUGUGAAAUUAUCGUACAACAAAUUGCACUUUUCGGCGAUGUCACAUGUCUUCAAGUUGCCGUCGCAGCUGACAGCAAACGAUUUGUUGGUCAACCGUGUUGUGGUCAUACAAUGGCAAAUAUCUGGUAUGACAAAUUGCAGCCUGAUCAGUCAAAGAAACGAAAUAAAGUACAGCUAUUAGUUGGUUUUCUCACAUUUGGCUUAUUAGCACCAUUCAUUGUUCAAUAUAGAAAGAAUAAAUUAAAAGAUGAAAAUGUCGAACAAAAAAUUGUUUUAGCAUACGAUCUGGAGAUAUGGUUUAUUCGAGCUUUGGGGUUUAUAAAUGUUGUCCCCUUUCUUGGUCCACAUUUGGUUGCUAUUGGAAAAAUGCUACGUGAUUUACUCUUCUUUAUGGUUUUGAUAAUUCUCAUUAUGACUGCAUAUGGUGUGACAUCUCGAUCAAUGUCAUACUACGGAACAUUUGAAAUGAUAUCUGAAACGGAAGCAGUAGAACAAUACUGGUAUGAGUUUGAAGGUGCUUCAACGUACGAAUAUGCACAUAAUAAAGCCGAUGCUACUAUUAAUCAGUCGGCUAGAAAAGGGGUUAUUAAUCAAGAAAGUAGUCAAGAAAAAAAUACAACAGAUAAGACUGGGAAAGAGACGCAAGGUCAAUUGAAUGAUGAAAUACGAGAAUUACGAGAAGACAUGACAGAAGUAACCGAAGCACUUAAUGCAAUAAAAGCCACACUUAAUGACGUACGUAUCGUAUUGUAA
This is a messenger RNA of Didymodactylos carnosus, 2589 nucleotides long. Lineage: Eukaryota; Metazoa; Rotifera; Eurotatoria; Philodinida; Philodinidae. The record is from the annotation of a GenBank genome assembly.